Messenger RNA from Alternaria rosae, 1419 nucleotides. RefSeq lists its product as uncharacterized. The transcript has a single exon. Bases 1 to 1419 code for a protein of 472 amino acids. NCBI's taxonomy places the organism in Eukaryota, Fungi, Ascomycota, Dothideomycetes, Pleosporales, Pleosporaceae. The record is from RefSeq and is a predicted model, not a curated record.
AUGUCCCAAAACGGUACUAUGGCCGCUUUUACUUGGCCUAAUGCUGCGCAUGGAACUACUUCAUCAGACACGACGACGUCGCAUUCGUCGCAUUUGCCUCUACCUUCUGCAUUCACACCAACUGCGAAGAUUGUUAACGUUCCAUAUAUAGCGAAACCCCCAACUGGGAAAAGUACUGGUGUUUCCUACAAAGCGAAGCCUCCUACACCGACUUUUACGGCAUCGAAGGGAGACAGAUUGCUCGCUUGGGAUGCUUCUACAGUCGCAUCGACUGCCGUAGAUUCCGUCGUUUUCUAUCUAUCGGACGUUGCUGAAUUGACUUCCACUGCCUCAGACGGAGGUGCGUUCUUCUCCUCCUCCGUGUCCACGACUGCUAUUGCCUCCGCUACAAUCACUUCAACAGCAGUAGACUCUGGUAUCUUCUACUCGUUAGAAAUUCCUACUUUUACUUCUACUGUCCCCGAUGGAGCGACGUUCUUCUCUUCGGACGUUCCCGUCUCUAGCAUCGGCUGCCAUCAGUGCACAGCUUGUACACAGACGACGUCGAACGCCAGUGCUUACACCAAUGCGUCUCCUUUCCCAAAAGCAGUUUCAAACAAUCCUUGGAAUCCAUAUAUAGCACCGCCGAUUGAUGUGUCACCAUCGUACGUCGAUUACGGCACGGUGUCCACCCUGAUGCCUAAAGCUACCGGAGUCGCUUUCGAUCGCGGCACACCUUUCGAAAUGACUGAUCCAACAAUGCCAAUAGCAAAUGCAUCGUCUGAUCUUCAUUCAGCCUUCACCAAGCAAGACGGUCCCCGCUUCGCGAAAGACCCAGGCCACAUCAUCGGUGUCGUCAUACUGGCCCUCGGUAUCGUUCUCGUAUGCUUCCUAGCGAUCAAGUACUUUAAGAGUUUAAUUCCCACGACCCACGAUCUGGAAAAGGGAAACAGCCGCCGUCGCUAUCCAUAUUAUGAAGAAGUCGUCCGUGGACGACGACGCUACCGUGACGGAUCACCUCAAAGCACCCGUCAUGCUGACAUACCAAUUUCGGAGGGAUAUGGUAUGGAUCCGGUCGACCUUGCUCGCGCACAGAAUUGGCAAGACGGCUUCGACGAAAAAGGUGCGUAUGCGACGCGAGAUGGUGUAGAUCGAGGGACAGCCACUGAUAACUUCCAGUCAGUUGCGACGCAUGGAACUGGUGAUAAUACUGGAUAUCAGCUGCAAUUACCCAGCUUUAUACCAACGCGCAGCUCGAAUCCAAAGUCUCGUCCUGUCACCGAGCUGCCGGCGCUCGCCCGUAAUCCGGAGUAUACAGCCGGUCAGCCAGUCUCGCCGCUGGGUGCAAACGGCCCACCACACGAUUAUAACCGCACGCGAGAUUACAGCGACGUAUCACCGCUACAUUCGCCCACAAUGCAUCGCCAAAAUCUCAGGUAG